AUGUCCACCUACUCUGCAAGCUCGAGGGAUGCCUCGAGGGACCGUGCUGAGUCUCGACUGGUCAAGCAUCAACACUCAUUUUCCGAGUCUGGGAGAAGCUCGGUGCCCAUGUGGGAUAGCUCAGACCCAGAACGAGCACCUCCACCACUGCCAUUGAAUCCGGGGGUCCCGGGUAGUCCUAUCACCAGAUCCAAUACAUCGAAACGCAUUGAUGAAGCAGCUGCCCUUAUUGCCGCCCGAGCUCGAGAAAAUGCGCCGAGUAGCUACACGACCAAUCCUCCUCCUGUAUCUCCCGACCGGAGUGUCAUGCGGGCGCAGAAUAGACGAAUGCAGAAUCUUCAGAGUCCCACCAUUCACAAACUGAGUGACUCCCUUGAGAGACGAUCCCCUGACAAAGGCCUUCGCACGGCCAGGUUUGUCGAAUUUGACGACCUCCCCAGCACCAGAUCACCAGAGCGCAGUCCAACACGGCAGAGACCAGAAACACCCACACCCGCCGACCUGAACUUGAGGUCCAAGGAGGACGAGAACACCCCACCAGUGACAAACAUGCUGGCGUUGCAAUCUAUGAGGAAUCGGCAGGAAGCCGCACCACUCGGCGAUAUUACCAACAACGCAUCACCUGCGGUACAACCGUCCUACUCCUUCAAUGCCCUUGCGGACCAGAUAUUGAGCCUCACUUCCAUAAUGUCGGCCGUGCAGAAGGAAAUGGCGAGUCUGAACAAGAGAAGUAAGGACAACUACGGCGACCUUAUGAGUCUGAAAGAGGCGACUUCGGCUCGGGACGAAGAUAUCCGGAAGAGUCUCAGAGAACUUGUUGCGGGUUUGGAGACCAAGUUCACCAACCUCGACUCUCGCUUGCUAGGGCCCCCGCCUGAAGUGAGCAGAUCAGCACCCAACUUAGGCUAUUACCUCGACGACAAAGCGCACACUGGCUCUCCCCGUCCGAAGAGCCUUCAACUGCCACGUAUUGGAAGCCCUUCGAGCUUUGCUGCUGCUCUUGAUCGAGACCUGACAGCAUCGCCUUCCCUCACAUGUGUUGAUGGCGCAGCAAGCAUUGCCCUCCUGGAGAAGGUGUUGAGAGAGAUGGCAACUCGCGAGGGACAAGACAAGAUCAUGAGCACACUGGAAGCCGUCAAAUCACAGGCUUUAGUCCAAACCCAAUCUACAGCUCCCACUAGACCGUCCUUCGACCCCACGAUGAUGUCCAAACUUGAGGAUAUUCUUCUUUUUAUGAAAGACAUGAAAGAAGAGUCAGGGUCCAGAGCGCUAAUACGGGCAACUGCGAACGACACCGGCAAAGGUCCUUCCAACCUCGACCUGUACCUUGAAGGAGAGUCGAAAGCUGGUCCUUUGGCCAAAGCUAAAGCCAGCAAUGAAAGACGAGCCUCGUUGUCCGGGUCCGAAUUGGGUGGGCUUGACGAGGUUGUCACCAUGCUGAAGAGCGUGAAGCAGUCGCUUGCGCAAGGAGGUGGUCUGACGAACGAAGUCAAGCUCCUGGUCCGGGAACUGCGAGGUGAAGUUCUUGGGAUGGGUCGGGAGAUUGCAAAGAAAUUGGAACAGACAUCAGUAGCGAGCAAAGGUACUGAUGCUGAUAUUCAGGCCACCAUGAAAGGGCAAAUCGCGCUUAUUGUCCAACAAGGUCUUGCUGAACUCAAGGAGCAUAUGCAUCGCAUCGUCGAAGAGAGCCAAAGGCAAUCAGUGGAGCUUAGCCACCCAGCGGUGGAUACGCAGGAAAUAGUUCGGGCAGUCGGAACCAUUAUCGCCCAGAUGCCUCCACCUCCUGCUCGGGAUCUGGUCGCCGAACGCGACGAACUGCUAGCAGCUGUCAGAGAAGCCUGGGAGGAUUGUAAACCAGAAAUCGCUCUCGAACAUUUCGGCCUCGAACGAGACGAGAUUCUGGAGACGCUAAAGGAGGGUCUGAAGUCCUAUCAACCUCAGCAAUCCACAGUGAGAGAUACCGCUGCGACUUAUGACGAUGUCCUUGAUGCUGUAAGGAAAGGUCUGGCCGACUUCAAGCUUCCGCCAGUGUCGUCGCCACCAGCUGGAGCUACCCGGGAAGACGUUCUAGCAGCUGUAUCCGAAGGCCUGCGGAGCAUUCAAUGGCCGGACAUGAAUGCGAAUCGCGGUGGAGAGGUCGACUUGACAAAGGAUGACGUCUUCGAAGCUGUGCGGGCGGGACUGGCUCAACAUGAAGCAGUCAACCCAGAGCAGAUUAUUGAUGCUGUGCGACAAGGUCUCGUGCAACACGAGAGUGUCUCGACCGCGCAAACUCUCGAAGCUCUGCAAGAGGCUUUGGCCCACCAUUCAGCGGUACCUACGGACCAAAUCAUUGACGCCGUCCAACAGGGGCUUUCUCAUCAGCGUCCUCUCGCCAAGGAAAUUGAAUUUAAUCGUGAAGAUCUGUUCGACGCAAUCAAGGCUUGUCUCGAAGGCGACCAGAAUCCCCUGGGAGGGAUGGGAGAGCGUGUCAUUGAGGCUAUGCAUGAGUUCUUGGGAAGCAUGAAGAAUGAAUUCCAGCAAUACUCUGCUGCCAGUGGAAAAGAUACAGAACAAGUUCUUGACGCUCUCAAAGACGGCCUCGAAGACCUGAGGGCUGACAUCGAGAGUUACGUCGAUCGUGCUGCAGAUGUUACCGGAAAGGACGAGAUUAUCGACACAGUCAAGGCUGGCUUUGCGGCAAUGCAGGCAGAUCUUGACAAAGGCUUUGCAAGUCGCGGUGGUGGAGCACCAAAUACACCGGAGCUUCUUGAUGCCAUGGAAAAAGAGUUCGAACAUCUGCGUGAGACCAUCAGCAAGAGUAUGGUCAGAAGUAACGCGAUUUCAGAGAAGGAUGAAAUUCUCGACGCUAUCCGCGACAUCACCGACGACAGACAUUCCGCACUUAGCACCAACAGCGAGGACAUCGUCCGCCUUGUCAAGGAAGAACUUGAGCACAUGCGGACAGCUCUUGCUACCACACUCAUCAAGAGUGGCUCUGCCAUCGACCGUGAAGAAGUGCUUGACGCCAUUCGGGAAGGACUGACUUCGUCCCGCCAUAAGGUGGACGGGAAUGAAAGCAUCUUGUCAAACACGAGUGAGCUCCUGGAUGCUUUCCAGGAUGGCGUCGACGGUAUCCGAAACGACAUUCAGAAGUUGUCCGACCGGCCUGUCGAUCUCAGCUCCAGCUACGAAAUCCUCGAUGCUCUCAAGGCUGGUAUUGACGAUGUGCGGGCAGAUAUCGCACGUCUAGCUGAGAAGCAGACGGACGAAUCCGACAGCACGACUGCUCGAGGACAAGAGAUGGUCUUGUCCGAUCAGAGUCGCAUCUCGACAGAGAUCGAGGGCUUGAAGGUGAUGAUUACGCAGUUGCGCAUCAAGGUGGAAGCUCUAGACGAGACGGCGCCACCACCUCCACCAACUGAAACUCGCAUUCACAAGGACGAUAUGGACGAACUGCACGAAGCGAUUCAGCAAGUCAGGGAGUCUCUUAGUGCUGCGAUUCCCUCGGAAACUCGCGUACACAAAGAUGAUCUGGAUGGCCUGUACAUUGCCAUAGAUCAUGUCACCAACGCCGUCAACCAGGUUCGAGAUACGCCCAUGCCGGAAGUCGUGAUGCCAGAGAAUGCCGCUUCGAAAGAUGACACGGAGGCGAUCGAAACUCUCCUACGAAAUAUAAAGGCUACACUGGAUGACAUGGUCCUCCCUGAGCCUGAAUUGUUGGCCAAGUCAGUCCAAAUCGACGCCCUUGAAAACGCCUUGAACGACAUGAAGGUAGCAAUCGAAGAGACCAGCGAGCGCUCCUCCGAGCAAUCCAGCAAGGAAGACUUUACUCUUAUCGAGCUGAUGCUCAAGGAUGUCCAGAGCAGCAUGGAAGAGUUCAAGGAGAAGCUGGACAAGGCCAAGGACGAUGAUGAGUCCGGCCUGGUCAAAGCUGAUCUGCAAGUCGUCGAAUCGCUGGUUUUGGACAUCAAAAGUCAAGUCGAAAACAUCAAACUACCGGAUCUCGGAGCUCUACCGAGCAAGGAUGACAUCUCCGAUGUGAAGAAUGACCUCAAGUCGUUCCGUGAGCAGUUCGAGGCCGAUAAUGGACUCACCGCACAGGCUUUUGAAGCUCGCAAGAUCGAGCACGGAGGCCUAGCGACAAAGAUUGACGACGUCAAGAACGUCAUCGGAGAUCUGCGGGAUGAGCUCAUGGGCAAAGUGGAAGGCAGUGCUGAGGGAAUUGUCGAGUUGAACAAAGUACUUGGUAUGCAUCACGACAACAUGACCAAGUACGCCACAGCUGCCAGCAUCGAAGAGAUGUCGAAUGUACUCAAGACUGAACUCGAGAAGCACAUGGAACAUCAGUCCACCAUCAAGGCGGAGAUGGAAGAGAGAGACGCCACGCUAUUUACCAGGCACGAAGAAACAAGCGCAGAAGUCAAGGCUGUAAUUGAAGAGAAAUUCGAUACACUAAUGGCCAAAUAUGACGAUGCUCAACAGGCGAGCGAAGCGAAACUGACCGCCCUGGAGGAGCGAGAUGCUGCGCAUCUAGAGGCGACAACAGGCACCAAGGCUAUUGUGGAUGAUCUCAAGUCCCUCAUGGACACUCUUGGAUCCACGAUCGCGGAGACUUGCGACCGCGUUUCGGAAGAUUCAAAGACUGUUUUCGGCUCCAUCGAAGAGACCAACUCCAAGGUCGACAACCUUCACACUGCCAACGCCUUCGAGCAUGGCGUGACCCGCGAGGAGGUCGCCAAAGCGGUGGCUGCCGCUAUCAAGCUAGAAGGCACCAUUUCGGACAAUCAGCCGGCAGUACUGGCUGCAAUUCGUGAAGUUCUUGAGGUGGUGACACAGCACUACGAGCAUUCUCAGCAACAGACCGAGAACUUUACUCGAGCGACUGAAGAGAUCAAGUCCGGGGUCGAGUCCAUUCCUGCAGCCAUCCCACCACUGUUGCCAGCCCUGCCUGCAGUCCCAUCUGAGCCAGUUCAAGAACCGCUCCCGCCAGCAGAGAAGUACGAUGAUAGUGAGCUGCACGACAAGUUGGACACACUUUUGUCUCAUGCCGACUUUGCAAAAGAAGUUUUCGUCGGCGUUCAGAACAAUCAAAAGGAGACCCAGGAGUCCUUGGCUAGCCUGUCGAAACUCGACCAAGUGCAUGAACAAGUGCUGUCGACGGCAGCGGAGGUUGCAAGCAUGGUCUCGACACAAGCAAGACUGAUGGGCGAGCACCAUGACUCCAAGGUUGCAGAAGCUACCGAAGCCGCCAUUGCCCUGGAGAAGAGAAAUGCACAGAAGGAGAAGGUCGAAGCGGACAUCGUGGCUCUUAAUGCCGAGAAGAAUGCUCUUGCAGAGUCAAUGGCAGCCAUGAAGAGAGAACAAGAAGAGUUGAUCGCCCAGACAAAGAGGCUAACUCGAGAUGUGGCCAAGCUGGAGACGGCUCUUCAGAUCCGACAGGAGGAGAUGCGUGACAUGAAUAGCAGAGCAGAAGUCCUAGAACGGCGCAUCCUCGAAGGUCUCGUUAACCAAGCACGCGCGGUGAAAACGUCCUCAAGAUCCAUCAACAAGUCGAAAAUCACGCCGGCCGAGCGUGAUGCAUCCAUGAGCCUCAAGCGGGUGCCCAGCACGACCAGCACGGCAACAGCCAGGAUGUCUACCAGAGGUGGAAGUUCGGCGAUUGGCAGCGCGGUCGGCACGGCUCUAAAGAAAAGGACUCCGCUAACAUCGAACGUCAAGGUAUCUUCAACUCCAAGGACUUCUGUGGUGGACAGGCGAAUUCUCAGCACCAGCCAUGUCACCGGCAAUCGGGGGCGGAAUACCCCCGAUAUGGCCUUGAUGUUGGCCCCUGCACCCAAGUCGACCGGUCUUGUUAGUCUCAAGCGAAGCCAAUCGGUCAAAAGCAACCCAAGCAGCUAUCUCAAUGGGCGCAAGGCCAGCUGGAAUGGUGGGCCCACUGAGCUCACGGACAAGGAGAACUUCAGCGCCGAGCACGAGAACAGCGAUGACGACCACAGCGAUGCAGACACGGAGAGAAGAACCAGCAUCGGGACCAGCUACAUGUACACGGACAGCAUGGUUUAUGGGACCGGAAGUAGCCUGAGUCGCGAUAGCAGACUAUCGACGGGUACUAGCUGUGACAGCAGUGUUGUCGGAACCAUCAGCGGGCAGACUGAAAGCAUUGCCGAAGAGGACGAAGAACCGGAGGCGGAUGAGGAGACCGAAACUGCCAUGAUCCUACAUGAGGGGCCUCCAGAUCAAGUCAACGGUGGUCAGGACAAUUCCAUGGCAAUGACGAGUCUCGAUGGAUUGGAGACUCCCUACAUCGAGGCAGAUGCAUUAUCGGAACUUCAGCCUCCACCGGUCAUGACGGAUGAGGGGCUCAAGUACCAUGGUAGUGACAGUGGUCUGGGAACUGAACCGUUGACUGCUGGGUGCGAGUCACGCCCUGUGGGAGAGGCAAUGGAAUAUUUCCAGAUGACGGCACAGGACAUGCAGACCUGA
Molecule: messenger RNA, 6465 nt
Organism: Cladophialophora yegresii CBS 114405
Lineage: Eukaryota; Fungi; Ascomycota; Eurotiomycetes; Chaetothyriales; Herpotrichiellaceae
Exons: 2
Coding region: 1-6465 (2154 amino acids)
Source: RefSeq, a predicted model, not a curated record